CGGGAGCGGCGCGCGGGCGGCAGCGAUGGCGGGCGAGGCGCUGUCGCGGGUGCCGGACGUGCAGAUCGAUGGCAGCGGUGUCUUCAAGUACGUGCUGGUGCGGGUGCGCGGGGCCGGCGCGCCCGCCAAGGACGUCGUGCGAGGUCACGGCUGGGCCGAGUACCACGCCGACUUGUUCGAGCGCACCGCGGAGGAGCUGGCGCGGCACGGCCUGAGCUGCGAGUGCCUGGGCGGCGGCCGCCUCUCCCACCGCCCCGAGGAGAGGAAGAUCCACGUCUACGGGUACUCGGUGGGCUUUGGACGAGCUGACCACGCUGUGACCACAGAGAAGCUGAAGGCCGAGUAUCCCGACUAUGAGAUCACCUGGGCGGAUGAAGGAUACUGACUCCUCUGGCUCUGCUGCCAGCCCAGCGCUGGCACAGCUGUACGCAGCACCAGGGCGGUGGCAGCAGGCCCCGCGUGCUCGGCGCUGCUCCAGGCUCUCCUGACUUUCCUCCGUGUUUCACCGACCGUUCUCCACCAUCACCAGACUGUUCCCGUGUGGGGUGCUCCCAACUCCCUGGCAUGGCAGAGCUGGCGAAGCCAGUGGUUGCUCUGCCUCGGCCUCCUGGUGCCACAUGUAUCUGUGAGAAUUAAAGUCAU
Ficedula albicollis (Collared flycatcher) is the source of this 642-nucleotide messenger RNA. RefSeq names its product phosphohistidine phosphatase 1 (gene PHPT1). Gene Ontology annotation, molecular function: protein histidine phosphatase activity. The transcript is spliced from 3 exons. The record is from RefSeq and is a predicted model, not a curated record. Gene Ontology annotation, biological process: peptidyl-histidine dephosphorylation. NCBI's taxonomy places the organism in Eukaryota, Metazoa, Chordata, Aves, Passeriformes, Muscicapidae. Bases 26 to 385 code for a protein of 119 amino acids. Gene Ontology annotation, cellular component: cytosol.